AUGGCUCUGUGCUGGUGUAGUACCAUGACAAUGAUGUCAGGCGCAUACAAGCAACCACAGAAAGGAAAGGGGAUGGGGGUGGGGAUGGGAAUGGGGAAGGGGAAGGGGAAGGGGAAGGGGAAGGCCCAGACAAAGCAAAGGCAGAGCAGAGGCAGUGAUGGCAUUGGGUUCGGGGGCAAAAGAAACGAUCCUACAUGGCAGUGCAUCCAGGGUUGUGGAGCCUGCUGCAAGCUUGACAAGGGUCCUGCCUUCGCCACCCCUGAAGAAAUCUUCGACGACCCUUCUGAUGUCAAGCUUUAUAGAAGCAUGGUAGGCCCCGAUGGGUGGUGUAUACACUAUGAGAAAAGCACACGAACAUGCUCCAUUUAUUCUGAUCGUCCAUAUUUUUGUCGUGUGGAGCCAAAUGUUUUCCAAACAUUGUAUGGAAUUGGCAAGAAGAGAUUCAACAAAGAGGCAUGCAGUUUCUGUGAAGAUACCAUCAAGGCAAUUUAUGGCUCUCAUUCACAAGAGUUGGAUAAUUUUGUUCAUGCAGUACGGAGCACAGAUUCUAGUUAAACUAUUUGGUUUGCCCUGUUAUGAAUGCUCAAGGUUCUGAGCAGAUUCUAUUGCAUCUGAGGUAUAAUGCAUAAACUUGAUUGCAAAUAAUCUUGAUAACUAUUGUCCUGUGCUGUGAAGCAGGAGAAUGAAAGAUUGUAAUUACGAUGUGGCCACAAGCACAGAAGCAGUUAAAUCCACAUUUUAAAGAUGGGUUAUUUGGUCCUUAGCAAUCUAAAAGUAGUCUUCCUUAUUGAUAGAAAUGUAAUUGAGGAUGCAUUACCCCUGUCAAUAAAUAUCUUUCACCUGAAUAACAGGUUGAUGGGUUGCAGUGAAUCCAAAGUUGAAGCAACUGCUUGUAUUUGCACUUUUUCUUUACCAUCUGAGAGCAUCUUAUGACUUCUGUGCUUCUUUGAACUUUGUGUAGAGAUGCUCGGAAUUAUGACCCUUUUAGUUUCCAGUAAAUGCCCCAAAGAGGCUGGUAUUGACUUUUGUUGGUUAA
Vitis riparia (riverbank grape) is the source of this 1036-nucleotide messenger RNA. RefSeq lists its product as uncharacterized. The coding region runs from base 1 to 555 and encodes 184 amino acids. NCBI's taxonomy places the organism in Eukaryota, Viridiplantae, Streptophyta, Magnoliopsida, Vitales, Vitaceae. The transcript is spliced from 6 exons. The record is from RefSeq and is a predicted model, not a curated record.